UGAAACCUAGUAAUGUUGAUGAUGAUGGUGGUGGUGGUGAUGUUGAAGUAGUGUGGAUCAUCACAUCAGCUUCAGAUGUCUCAAGCUAGUCUGAACAUAAAAGAUCUGCACUGGAGACAUGAAUCCAGCUUGACCCCACUUUUAACUGCUAUGUCUCAAAGCUAUAGGAUCCUAAUAGUUGCUGUACUUUGGUGAGGAACUAGUUAUUUGGACAGAGAAGGCUAAAGGCCUUGUCAAGCUACAACCCCAAUGAGCGGAGGCUUCUGGGAGUUGAAGUCCAAAAAAACAAGUGGAGAACUACUGUUUGGGAAUCUCUAUUCCGAUUGUUUGGCGUGCUGCUUGCUCCCGCCUCCCAACUGGCCAUUGAGUGGCCCUUCUUCUGCCCGUUUCGUUUCAUUGGUUGGGCUACGUGCUCGUCACGCGAUUGCGUCCAAUCGGAAUCACGAUGACGGUUCAGACCCGCCCGCUUUCGAACGCGAAGGCCAAUCACGUGACCGUUCCCGGAAGAGAAACGCAGAACGCAUGGAUGUAUGGGCAGCGUAUGUUCCUGCAAAAGAGAGCCACAGGGUGACUUUGGUCCGUGAGCAUCAGGAUCUGCAUACAUUGAAGCCAAUGUCAAGCCAGAUGCCACAAAGAGAGGAGGAGGGAGAAGGAGCAAAGCUGGGUGACAAAGAGGAGCUGAGCAGGAAGAUUAAAGAGCAAAAAGUUAUAGUUGAUGAACUUUCCAACUUGAAAAAGAAUCGGAAGGUUUACAGGCAACAGCAAAACAGCAACAUAUUCUUUCUAGCGGACAGAACCCAAACACUAUCUGAGUGCAAAAACACGUUAGAUGAGUUAAAGAAAGCCCACCAGGAAAUGGAAAAUUCUGAAAAAACCGGAAUCAAGAAGUAGCAAAACCAAACCCCAGUUCAAAAUGUGUGGAAUCUGCUGUCUGGUUAGCUUGUCUCAACAUCCUCCUAA
Messenger RNA from Anolis carolinensis (green anole), 960 nucleotides. RefSeq names its product ASNSD1 upstream open reading frame (gene asdurf). The transcript has 5 exons. The record is from RefSeq and is a predicted model, not a curated record. The coding region runs from base 250 to 891 and encodes 213 amino acids. Lineage: Eukaryota; Metazoa; Chordata; Lepidosauria; Squamata; Anolidae.